AUGGGCCCUCUCGAAGGCCUAUUCGGUGUUGGGGCGAUAAGCAGCAACCGUUUCACACCUUUGACUCUGGCUGCAGUGAACGGGCAUGAGACAGUGGCAAAGCUGUUACUUGAAAUUGGGAAUGCAGAUAUUGGAUUGAAGGACUCCUGGGGCCGUACCCCGUUAUUCACUGCUGCAGAGAAAGGGCAUAGUGCAGUAGUGAAGAUGUUGCUUGAGUCUGGGCAGGUUGAUGUGGACUCAAAAUACAAAAGUUGGACACCGUUAUCAAGGGCUGCACUAAGAGGACACGAGGAAGUAGUUAAGCUAUUACUUGACACUAGGCGAGUGGACACGGACUCAAGGGACUCUGAGGGUCGAACACCGUUAUCCAGUGCGGCGCUGUAUGGAUGUGAGGCAGUCGUGAAGGCGUUGAUUGAGGAUGGCAGAGUGAAUGUGGACACAAAGGACAAUCAGGGCCGGACACCAUUGUUCUUGGCUGCAGGUGGAUACUCUUGGAUUGAAAGUGAGGGACGUGAGGCGGUGGUGAAGUUGUUGCUUGAGACUGGGAAAGUGGAUGUGGACGCGAAGGACUCCGAUGGUUCCACCCCAUUGUCUAACGCGGCGUGGAAUGGCCAUGAGGCGGUGGUGAAGCUGUUAAUUGCGACCGGGUUGGCCGAUGUGGACUCAAAGGACUCUCACGGCCGGACACCAUUGUCCUUCGCUGCACAGAAUGGACACGAAGCGGUGGUGAAGUUGCUACUGGAGACUGGGGAGGUGGAUGUGGACACAAAGGACUCUCUUGGUCGAACAGCAUUGUCCUGGGCCGCGUUGAAUGGCAAUGAGGCGGUAGUGAGGCUGCUUGAAUGGCGGCGGAACCCCAUCGCCUGA
Penicillium arizonense is the source of this 867-nucleotide messenger RNA. RefSeq lists its product as uncharacterized. The record is from RefSeq and is a predicted model, not a curated record. Gene Ontology annotation, molecular function: protein binding. The coding region runs from base 1 to 867 and encodes 288 amino acids. The transcript is spliced from 2 exons. NCBI's taxonomy places the organism in Eukaryota, Fungi, Ascomycota, Eurotiomycetes, Eurotiales, Aspergillaceae.